AUGCCUGAUAAAGAUGAAGCGGUAAGAAAAAAAAAAGAGUCAAUCGUUGAUUUAUCACGAUUUAUAGAUAAAAAAGUGCGUGUCAAGUUUCAAGGAGGUCGGGAAGCUUCUGGAAUUUUGAAAGGUUAUGAUGCGUUGAUUAAUUUGGUGCUAGAUAAUGCUGUAGAAUAUGUCCGAGAUUCAGAAGACCCGCAGAAAAUAACAGAGGAAACGAGGCAGUUAGGUUUGAUUGUUGCUCGAGGAACUGCAAUAACGGUAGUAGCUCCAAACGAUGGUAUUGAGCAGAUAGCCAAUCCAUUUAUAUGA
Thelazia callipaeda (thelaziosis nematode) is the source of this 306-nucleotide messenger RNA. Lineage: Eukaryota; Metazoa; Nematoda; Chromadorea; Rhabditida; Thelaziidae. The record is from the annotation of a GenBank genome assembly.